AUGAAAAUAUUCUGCCUUAUAGUUAUUUUCCUUAGCAAAACUGGUGGAAAAGUACUGCACAAUGAAAAGAGGGAGUUCUGUGACAAUUUUGAGUGUGAUGAGAGUGACGACAGGAAGGUCUGUGGUGUGAGGUACGAAGAGGAUGAAGUUAUAUUCAGACUCUUUGAUAAUGAGUGUAAGCUGAUGAUCUAUGGGUGUCAAGUUGAUGAUAAUCAAACCUUCGGCGUAAUAAGCAUGAGACAUUGUAGCGAACCUACAAUAGACGAAGAGAAUAUUGUACCGAGGACAGUGGACACCGACGUAUGUCCAAACUGCGUGAAUGUGGCCAGACACUCAGUCUGCGGCAUCCGACGCUUCGGUGAAGGAUUUAAAGUUAGAACCUUCGAGAAUGAAUGCCAGCUCAGAAGACACAAUUGCGACUCCGGUCUAAAUUUUACCAUCACUGAUUACUUUAUUUGCUUAAAUAACUCUCAAAAUGAGGAAAUAGAAGAGAUAUAUGAUGACGAAGCAGUGCUAUCAGAAAAUAAUACAUCAAAUGACGUUGUGAAAUCAAAGAACCUGGUAGUUGUUGAUGGUUCUAUGUUAGACCCUCGGAAUAUUAACCAAAGUAUUUCGAAGUUCUUUGCGGCAACCCAUACUUCUGGUUUACGAUUGAAGGAGAUGUACCCGAUGCUGAACGAAAGCGCACGCAGGAAAAUGAUACGUAUAUUUGGGCCCGUCAAGGUUUUUACUCCUUUUAUCGUAAUACCGAAGAAUAUUAGUGAAGAUCGUUGGCAUUCACCUACGCUAUCGUCUUGCUUUCAUAAGUGCCCAACGAAAUGUCCUGACACGUACGCACCAGUAUGUGGCAAUCCCGGCAUGGAGGUCAGGGAGCCGUCCCUCAUGUUCCAGAACCAUUGUUACAUGGACGCGGCGCAGUGUAAGCUCACCUGGGAUACCGAUGACGAGUAUGCAGGAACAACCUACGUGGAGCAAGCAUUCGUGUUCUGCCUUGGAGACGAGCUGCAUGGCCUGGUUCGAUUCCUCCCCUUCAUCAAGACUUUACAACGUCUUGGGAGAGUCAAGAAAAAGGGAUAUUUCAGAUACAGAGUAAAAAAUAUGAAAUGGUUCAACAAUCACAUGGAUCUUAAGCUACCGAGAUUCAAUGGAUGA
This is a messenger RNA of Helicoverpa zea (corn earworm), 1152 nucleotides long. RefSeq lists its product as uncharacterized. The coding region runs from base 1 to 1152 and encodes 383 amino acids. The record is from RefSeq and is a predicted model, not a curated record. Gene Ontology annotation, molecular function: protein binding. The transcript is spliced from 4 exons. NCBI's taxonomy places the organism in Eukaryota, Metazoa, Arthropoda, Insecta, Lepidoptera, Noctuidae.